CUUUUCUUCGUUGGUGUUACUCCGCUGGAUUUCGCUGUGUGAAAGACGUCCGCUCAUUUUAGUCAAACAAAGCGUUUAAAUUGAUAUUUUUCGCCGCUUCGUGAACACGAACCAGGGAUGAUUGAGCCGAAGAAAAGAGUGGCGGACAUGGCGGUGGUUCCUGCGGCGGCGAAGCGGCCCCGGACGGAGCUGGUGGCGGCGGCUCAGUCUCAGCAACUCGUGGCGAUGGGGCCCCCACGGAGCUCCAGCCUGCAGGCUCCCAUCAUGCUGAUGUCUGGCCACGAGGGUGAGGUGUACUGCUGCAAGUUUCAUCCCAACGGAGCCACGCUGGCUUCCUCUGGAUUUGACAGGCUCAUAUUGAUGUGGAAUGUGUACGGAGAUUGUGAGAAUUAUGCCACUAUGAAGGGCCACAGCGGAGCAGUGAUGGAGCUGCACUACAACACAGACGGAAGCGUGCUCUUUUCAGCGAGCACAGACAAGACUGUAGGUGUGUGGGACAGUGAGACAGGUGAGAGGAUGAAGCGUCUGAAGGGCCACACCUCCUUCGUCAACACCUGCUACCCAGCUCGCAGAGGGCCCCAGCUUGUCUGCACCGGCAGCGAUGACGGGACAGUCAAGCUGUGGGACAUUCGUAAGAAGGGGGCGAUCCACACUUUCCAGAACACCUAUCAGGUGUUGGCUGUCACCUUCAAUGACACCAGUGACCAGAUCCUGUCAGGAGGCAUCGACAACGACAUCAAGGUGUGGGACCUGAGGCAGAACAAGCUGAUCUACAACAUGCACGGUCAUGGUGACUCGGUAACUGGACUCGCUCUGAGCUCCGAGGGAUCGUACCUUCUCUCUAACUCCAUGGACAACACAGUCCGGAUUUGGGAUGUCCGACCGUUUGCGCCCAAGGAGAGAUGUGUGAAGAUUUUCCAGGGCAAUGUUCACAACUUUGAGAAGAAUUUGCUGAGGUGCUCCUGGUCUAAUGAUGGCAGUAAGAUCGCUGCAGGUUCAGCUGACAGAUUUGUGUAUAUUUGGGACACCACAUCACGCAGAAUCCUGUACAAGCUGCCAGGCCACGCUGGCUCCGUCAAUGAAGUGGCCUUCCACCCGGAGGAGUCUAUAGUGCUGUCUGGCUCCAGUGAUAAACGGCUCUACAUGGGUGAAAUCCAGUAGCAUGUUUGUGAUCUGGAUGAGUAUGUGUGACAGUGUGUGUGUGUGACUAUGUGUGUGUGCUUGCGUCCUCAGCGAGAGUCCAGCUGUGGAAGUACAUGGGUGGUGAUCGACAGUGGAGCCACUGUGAUUUCAUGUGCUUCAGUGUUCAGACAACCUCAGGAUGUUUGUUCAAAGUUUAUUAUUCUCAGUCACAACAACCUUGACAUUGAAAAGUUUUUUUUAAUCCUGAUAUGUUUCUUUUUAAUAAACUUUCAAUAUUCUGUAAAAA
This is a messenger RNA of Paralichthys olivaceus (Japanese flounder), 1429 nucleotides long. It is a transcript of the gene snrnp40, whose product is annotated as small nuclear ribonucleoprotein 40 (U5). Gene Ontology annotation, molecular function: RNA binding; protein binding. NCBI's taxonomy places the organism in Eukaryota, Metazoa, Chordata, Actinopteri, Pleuronectiformes, Paralichthyidae. Gene Ontology annotation, cellular component: catalytic step 2 spliceosome. The record is from RefSeq and is a predicted model, not a curated record.